UACAUGUUAAAUAAAACAACCAGAACAAGGUCAACGUAAAGUACCUACUGGUCUGACAGUAGGAGUUUCUGCUACUGUAACUACUGCUGCCAUAGUUACUCCGGUCCAAACUCCAUUAAAAUAAUUUAAAAAACAACAGCAGCAACAACCACAAACACAUCAAGAAAGCGCUAACAAAAUGAAAAUAUACAGGUGUGGCUCUUGUGCAUGCCAAUCGAAAGAGAUUGGGCAUGUUCGAUUUCACGUGCGCUCUCAUACGAACAAAAAGGAGCCUGAAAAACCUAUUCUUAAACACCGAGUGGGUAAAGCAUUAACUCCGCUACCGCAACAGAAGAUAGGAUUGUACAGAUGUGAAGUAUGUUCAAAUAUAUUUGAUAGUCAAAAUAAUUGUCUUGAGCAUGUUAAAAAAUACUAUAAUCAGCAAAUUGCUCCCAUCAAGAAACUUCAGAUGGUAUUGAGAAAGAUGUUGAUGAAGACAAGGCAAAUGUGGAAGACAAAAUGGAAGACUUGGACAUUUUAGCCAUUUUAGAUACACAAAACAAAUAUUAAGAUUUAUACAACUAAUAUAAUAGACAAUAGUUAGUAA
This is a messenger RNA of Acyrthosiphon pisum (pea aphid), 586 nucleotides long. RefSeq names its product insulinoma-associated protein 1-like. The coding region runs from base 179 to 520 and encodes 113 amino acids. NCBI's taxonomy places the organism in Eukaryota, Metazoa, Arthropoda, Insecta, Hemiptera, Aphididae. The transcript has 3 exons. The record is from RefSeq and is a predicted model, not a curated record.